This is a messenger RNA of Sorex fumeus (smoky shrew), 1391 nucleotides long. RefSeq names its product mediator complex subunit 4 (gene MED4). The transcript has 7 exons. Gene Ontology annotation, cellular component: core mediator complex; mediator complex. The coding region runs from base 29 to 844 and encodes 271 amino acids. Gene Ontology annotation, biological process: regulation of transcription by RNA polymerase II. Gene Ontology annotation, molecular function: transcription coregulator activity. NCBI's taxonomy places the organism in Eukaryota, Metazoa, Chordata, Mammalia, Eulipotyphla, Soricidae. The record is from RefSeq and is a predicted model, not a curated record.
CCCGCCUCGCCCUGCGCCAGUGGCCAGGAUGGCGGCGUCUUCGAGCGGCGAGAAGGAGAAGGAGCGGCCGGCCGGCGGAGCCUCGGGAGCGGCGGGCGGGAACAGCACGCGGGAGCGGCUGCUGUCAGCGCUGGAAGACCUGGAGGUCUUGUCGAGAGAACUUAUUGAAAUGCUGGCAAUAUCAAGAAACCAAAAGUUGUUACAGCCUGGAGAAGAAAACCAAGUGCUAGAGUUGUUAAUUCAUAGAGAUGGUGAAUUUCAAGAGCUGAUGAAAUUGGCACUUAAUCAAGGGAAAAUCCAUCAUGAAAUGCAAGUUUUAGAAAAAGAAGUAGAGAAGAGAGACAAUGAUAUUCAGCAGUUGCAAAAGCAGCUAAAGGAAGCAGAACAGAUACUGGCAACAGCUGUUUACCAAGCAAAAGAAAAACUCAAAUCAAUAGAUAAAGCAAGAAAAGGUGCUAUUUCCUCUGAAGAAAUAAUUAAGUAUGCACAUAGGAUUAGUGCAAGUAAUGCUGUAUGUGCCCCACUGACCUGGGUUCCAGGGGACCCACGGAGACCAUACCCAACUGACUUAGAGAUGAGAAGCGGGUUAUUGGGUCAAAUGAACAACCCUUCUUCUAAUGGUGUGAACGGUCACCUACCAGGAGAUGCACUUGCAGCGGGCAGAUUGCCAGAUGUCCUUGCUCCUCAGUACCCAUGGCAAUCAAAUGAUAUGUCAAUUAAUAUGCUUCCACCAAGUCACAGUAGUGACUUUUUACUGGAACCUCCAGGACAUAAUAAAGAAAAUGAAGAUGAUGUAGAAGUUAUGUCAACAGACUCCUCCAGCAGUAGUAGUGACUCUGAUUAAAAAUCAUUGACAAGAAACUGAAUAAUAAAAAACUCAGUUUCUUAAAGAUAGGCAGGUAAUGUUGGAUACAAUGCAGUUGUGCAGUUUUGUUUUCUUUUUUAAUGUAGGAGUACUGCUAUUUAUUCAGCCACUGAUUAGCUGAUUGAAUUGGGCAUGAACUCCACAUGGACUUUUCUUUUUAAAGCCAUAAAUCAUGGCUUCAGUUCUAAACCACUAGAGAAAAAUUUACUGUUGGAAAAGCUUAUUCUGGUCAGUGCUAUCUGACCCUCUGACCCUGUUCUAUUCCAGUUGUGUUGGACUUGUACAUAGUAGUUAUUUAAAUAAAAUUUGAGGGACAUGACUUAUGUACAUAUCACUAAUAUAGUCUUGGAAAUACAUAGAAAACCUAAAAAAAUAAAAGAGGACAGUGCUGAUUGUAUACCAUAAUCUCAAAAUCCAAACCUCAUUUGAAAGUAAAGGCUGUUAUCUUCUGUCACAGUAACAGGAGAAAUUCUCUGUAUUAUAUGUACCUAUUGUAAUUAUUGUAAAUAAAUCACUUUAGUUUGUA